ACAACACUAUGAAGAAACCUUACGAUUUACGAAAUCGAACUAAAGUUGAUGUGCUAAAAUAUUGUUUGUGGAUCCUAAAUAAUAUAUUUUUCUAUUGAAUACGAGUUUGUAAUAGGUAUCAAAACAAUAAUUAUGUUUCAAAAAUAAAUAACAGUUCAGCUAUUUCGCAAGCAAGUGCCGUAAUAAGAAGCUUGCGUGAGAAAUAAAAAAUGUUACCGGGAAUUGGGGUUUUUGGAACUGGGGCUAUUGCAAAGGUUUUGGUGCCAUUUUUAAGAGAAAAAGGAUUUCCAGUUGAAGCCAUAUGGGGAGUGACUCUACAGGAAGCAGAAUUAGCUGCUAAAGAGCUUAAAAUCCCGUUUUUUACAAAUAAAAUUGACGAUGUUUUGUUGAAGAAGAAUGUCAGCCUCGUAUUUAUUGUUUGUGCGCCGAAUUUGCACGCCCAAAUAUCAGUAAAGGCACUGGGAAUAGGCAAGCAUGUUGUUUGCGACAAACCAGCGGGGCUGUGCCAGGCAGAGGCCCUCAAAAUGGUGCGUGCUGCUCAGUACUAUCCUACUCUGAUAUCCAUAGUCAAUCAUUCCUUGCGUUUCUUGCCCGCAUUUAGUCACAUGAAGAAGUCUAUUCAAGAUGGCUAUUUGGGGAACCCUGAUGAACUCACCUUGAUUGAUGUGAGAGUGCAGAUGGGUCCGCUCAUAAGUGACACCUACAACUGGUUGUGUGAUGAUACUAUGGGAGGAGGUACACUAACAUUAGUUGGUAGUCAUGUUAUAGAUCUAGUAUCAUAUCUGACCGGCCAGAAAGUAGUCAAAGUACAUGGAGUUUUGAGGACUUUUGUAGAAGAAACUAGUAAAGUGAACGGUAUAAGGAAGAUAACCGCUCCAGAUUUUUGUACAUUCCAAUUGCAAAUGGAUAAGGGUUUGUUAGUUACUGCUACAUUGAAUAAUCACCUACCUGGGCCUUGUUUCAAUCAGGAAAUUUAUGUGUGUAGCAAGAAGGGGUACCUGGUUGUGAAAGGUGGAGACCUCCAUGGUAAAUUACAUAAAUCUAAUGGCAAGACCACAGAGGAUGAAGGCAAGAGGCCUCAUGAUAAGGAAGAGGUCAUAUAUGUUGAUGUUGAAGAUCUGAGCUGCGCUUCUAGUGUGGUACCUAAGCCUUACAUAAAAGGGCUGUGUAAGAUGAUAAGUGCUUUAAAAGAGGCAUUCCUACCUGUGAAGGAACAAAUGGACUGGGUAAAAGAACCUGUAAAGUCUGCAGCAACAUUUGAAGAUGGACAAAGAGUACAAGCAACCAUGGAGGCUUUACGUCAAUCUAAUGAGGAUGGGUGUUGGACAUCAGUACAACUCCUCACAGAGCCUCCAGACCCAAAUCCGGCAUUGUCAGCCGCUGUGAGACGCACUGCCAUAUCUCUACAAUAGAUUAUGCAUUUUAAUGUAUUGAUAUGCCAUUAUAAUGUACCUUUUUUGUUGUUAGCGUGCUUUGUUGCAUAUAAUUAUAAGUCAAAUAAGUACCUAGAUAAUAAGGUUUGAUAUCUGAAAUUAACUCAGUAUUACCUUUAAACAUUAUCCACAGUGUUUAGUCACAACAAGUUAUUAAUAUGCUUAGCAAUGUACUUAUUAACAUGUUAUUUCAAGCUUGCCAUGAUUAUGUAAAUCUAUUCAUUCAUUGUUCUUGUGCUGCACUUGGAUUUAGUCUAAACUCACAAAUAAGUCUGAAAUUGAAAUAUUAUAAAAGCAGAAGAUACAGAAAGCGGACCCUGUCACAAGACAGGAUAAACGCUAAGAAUAAGAAGAUAAAAGCAGAUGUGUAUUGGUUUGUAUCUUUUUGUACAAAGGCUGAACCAAUUGAGAUUUAAAUGGUGUAUGAAGUAACUGUAACCAACCAUACCAUUCAGACCGCUUUUAUUAGGGGUCUAUAUUUAGGGGAUACCUACGGCAGAAAAAGCUAGAUUUAUUUUUAUUUGAAAAUGUAAAAUAUGUAAUUCCUUUCUAAUUACGAUGCAUGUCUACUUCUGUACAGAUAUUGUAUUUACUGUGAUUUAAAUUAAAAAUGUAUUUCGGUUGUACAAAAGAUGACUUGUGUGAAAUACAAUAUUUUAUACUAC
Molecule: messenger RNA, 2098 nt
Organism: Helicoverpa armigera (cotton bollworm)
Lineage: Eukaryota; Metazoa; Arthropoda; Insecta; Lepidoptera; Noctuidae
Product: glucose-fructose oxidoreductase domain-containing protein 1
Exons: 1
Coding region: 210-1412 (400 amino acids)
Molecular function (GO): nucleotide binding
Source: RefSeq, a predicted model, not a curated record